CAGAUCUCACUGGAGCAUGAGAUUCUUCUGCACCCCAGGUAUUUUGGGCCAAACCUUCUCAACACGGUCAAGCAGAAGUUGUUCACUGAGGUAGAGGGAACAUGCACGGGCAAGUACGGUUUUGUAAUUGCCGUUACUACAAUUGACAACAUUGGUGCAGGGGUGAUCCAGCCUGGCAGAGGCUUCGUUCUUUAUCCUGUCAAGUACAAGGCCAUUGUCUUCCGGCCUUUCAAGGGAGAGGUAGUGGAUGCUGUAGUUACUCAAGUCAACAAGGUUGGAUUAUUUACAGAAAUUGGACCAAUGUCCUGCUUCAUUUCAAGACAUUCAAUUCCAUCUGAAAUGGAGUUCGAUCCCAAUUCUAAUCCACCUUGUUAUAAGACUGUAGAUGAGGAUGUUGUUAUACAACAAGAUGAUGAAAUUCGCCUAAAGAUUGUGGGGACCAGAGUGGAUAAGAAUGAUAUUUUUGCAAUUGGUUCUCUGAUGGACGACUACUUAGGUCUGGUGAGCUGA
Molecule: messenger RNA, 510 nt
Organism: Staurois parvus
Lineage: Eukaryota; Metazoa; Chordata; Amphibia; Anura; Ranidae
Source: the annotation of a GenBank genome assembly